Saccoglossus kowalevskii is the source of this 1272-nucleotide messenger RNA. RefSeq lists its product as uncharacterized. The record is from RefSeq and is a predicted model, not a curated record. Gene Ontology annotation, cellular component: nucleus. Gene Ontology annotation, biological process: DNA repair. Lineage: Eukaryota; Metazoa; Hemichordata; Enteropneusta; Harrimaniidae. Gene Ontology annotation, molecular function: polynucleotide 3'-phosphatase activity; double-stranded DNA binding; ATP-dependent polydeoxyribonucleotide 5'-hydroxyl-kinase activity.
AUGCCAAAACGAAAGAACCCAAGUACAGGGUCCGCUCCCGAGGAGAAUAGUGUUAAGAAAAAGAAAACUCUGUGCAAAGCGACCUGGAUGUGGGUAGAUCCUGCCAAGAAAAAGACUGAGUCGAAGCCGGUAGAUUUCAAAGCGGUCACCGGUGCCUUAUCUCCGUUAAUACAACUGACUGGAUCCGGCAUACCUGGGCGCAAAAACAUCGCUGCGUUUGAUAUUGACGGCACGGUGAUAAAAACGCGUAGCGGCGCGAAAUUUGCAAAAGGGCCGAAAGACUGGCAGUGGUGGGAAGACAAAGUCCCGAGUAAACUGAGAGACGCUUACAAUAGCGGUUAUAAGAUUGUGUUUUUCACAAAUCAAGCUGGAAUUGAGAAGAAACAUGUAGCCCCGAAGGAGAUUUGUACAAAAUGUGACGACAUAAUAGGGAAGCUUGGAAUCCCAGUACAGGUUUUUAUGUGUACGGGACAAAACGAAUUCAGGAAACCAUGUGCUAUGGUAUUCGAUCACAUGGAAACCCAAUGCAAUGACGGUAUUCCUGUAAAUCGUAAGAAGUCGUACUACGUAGGUGACGCAGCUGGUCGGGCUAAGAACUGGGCACCGGGUAAGGCGAGAGAUUUCUCCUGCAGCGAUAGGAUGUUUGCAGCAAAUUGCGGAUUGAAGUUCUAUACCCCAGAGGAGUACUUCCAAGGUGGGGAGCGUUUACGAAAGUUUCAAUGGAGAACUCUGAACCCUACAAAAGAACUGAAAAACGCCGCUAGUCGAGUACCAGAGACGUAUCAUACGAAGAAGCAAGAGAUGAUAGUCAUGGUUGGUUACCCGGCAUCCGGGAAGAGCACGUUUAGUAGAAACUACCUGGUGCCGCAUGACUAUGAAAUCGUCAACAUGGAUACUCUAGGGACCCAAAGUAAAUGUAAGAAAUUAACAAAUCAGGUCCUGGAAGCUGGUAAAAGUGUCGUUAUUGAUAAUACCAACCCACAUAAAUAUAUACGAAAAGACUAUAUGGAUCUGGCCAAAGCUUAUGGGGUUCCCGCUCGUUGUUUCUGGUUCCAAACAUCACUAGAGUUGGCGCAUCACAUGAAUCUCUACCGACAGACGCAGACGCGGGGUAAGACGCGUCGUGUCCCGGAUGUCGCCUUUAACGUGUUCAAAAUGAACUUCAGUGAACCAGAACUAGCCGAGGGAUUUUCGGAAAUAAAAAAGAUUGAAUUCAUCCCAAAAUUUGCCAGUAAGAAUGAUGAGAGUGUUUUCAAGCAAUGGACAUGUUGA